Molecule: messenger RNA, 2972 nt
Organism: Strongylocentrotus purpuratus (purple sea urchin)
Lineage: Eukaryota; Metazoa; Echinodermata; Echinoidea; Camarodonta; Strongylocentrotidae
Exons: 5
Coding region: 194-697 (167 amino acids)
Source: RefSeq, a predicted model, not a curated record
AUGUAUUUCAAUUGAACAUGCAAAUAGAGACCGCUCGCGCGAAUCGGUUUUAGGUUUCGAGUAAGAUGGGAAGCAAGAAAUUUACCAUUCUCUGCUAGAUUCUGUCCUAGACAAGUCGUUUUGAGAUAUUUACUUAGCUUUUGCUUCGUUCGCUUAGCUUGCUUUGAACCACUGUUAUUUCACUUGUGUAAUAAUGGUCUUUUACGGCAACAAGUUCAGCGGGAACUGUGUGAUGAAUACCCUGGAGGGUACUCGUUGUAGGAGGAAGGCACCCCUGCCUGUUGAUGAACCGGAGGAGUGCUGGCAACACCGACAACAGCCAGCCGAGGUCCAGUGCUCUGCACAUAUUGGGCUUCAUGGGAAUGGCAGACGUUGCAGCCGGCGUGGACGUCACUCGCUAGACGAAAACGCUGUUGAACUCUACUGCACGCAACACGUCAACAAGUUGCAUCGCGAGAACGGUCGUGCGGAGGUCGUUCCUGCUCAUCGCCAACAGCAGGAUGAACAGCGUAGGAGGGCGGAGGAGCGUGAGCAACUCCACCCGAGACGAAGGUCACCGCGUCUGGUAGAGCGAGAGAUCGCAGCUGCCGCCGCUGUUCAACUCGCCGCGGAGAGAGAGCAACGUCGUGCCGCCAAUCGGGCAAACCAGAACCUGCGGAGGUCGGCCCGGAUUGCCGCGAGGCGAGGCAAUGUGUGAUUGUAGCCUGGACUGAUUCGCAGAAGCAGCAGGGGGGAGACCGAGGGGGGAUACUGGGUCGAACACUGCUGAGGUUCUCGGGACGUAAACGCCUUGCUAUAGGAGUAGUAGGGAGGAAGCCGAGACGGGUAGUGCAUGGUCACUCAAAACCAGACCCGCUGUACUAUCGUAGUCAAGAAAGACUGGGUGUGGUCAGUCGAGGUAGACGCCGGAGGCCAUUCCCUUUCUUUGACCGCCUGUAAAUUAUUCCAAGAAGAUCAGGCCUCACCGUGGGACGCGCACACACGUCGUAAGUAUGCAGGUAUUUCAAUGUCUACCUUGUGAUAAUAUAUUCCUACUCACCAGAUCAGUUUACCCAAUACCUCCUAAUAGAAGUCAUGUAUACUUUUGAGGUUUGACAUGUAGGUUAUUACAUUGAGAAUUUGUGAAUAUUUGGCUGAAAAUCUUUUUUAAUAUACGUUAUAUUGUUAUAAGGGUUCAGAAGUUGUCUUUUUUUGUAAGUUUAGUUAUUGGUUUUGCAAUCAUCCAUCUCAUAAAAGUAGUUGUACUGAUAUUUCAAUGUGUAUUAUUUAUUGUUAUAAAAUUUAGUGUUGAGUUUAUAAAGGUUAAGCUUAAAUUAUUAAUAUGACCUACUCGGUGAUUAAUGAGCAAUGUGUAAUUUAAAAUGUGUUCAAUUGACCUAUGCUUUAUGUACUGUAUAUAGUUAUUAGCCAUGUGAAGUAAAAAAUUCCACGUAAUGUGGACAAUAAAACAAAUCAACAAAUCAAAUCAAUGUAUCUUGUUGUAAGAGCUAGACUUGGCAGGAGCUGUCCAAUUACCCAGUUUGUAAUUAGCACCAAAUAACCACUAAAUAUAUAUCUGAACAUGGAGAGGCCUAAUAGGGAUUGUAGAACUUGAGGAGUCACAUGAAUGCCAUUUAUCUCCAGUUAGAGAUGCAAAACUUUACCUGUGUAUGAUGAAAUAUCAUACUGGUGCAUAAAAUAAAAUGAAUGUUUGAACAUGUAACCAGUAUUUUUCUCAGUUUGCACAUUUUUUAAAACCAAAUUUUCAAACUGCAAUUACAAACUGGCCUAUUAUAGGAUGUGUACUGUUAAUGUACUUGUAGACAGAAUGUUCUUUCAUGUGGAAUGCACGAAAGAAUAAGAAAAAAAGAUGCCAACAAUUAAUCAUGAACUUACAAAAAUGGUUGCAAACUAAUGAUAAAAUACAAUUAAAAAAUAUGAAAUUUAAAAUUUAAAAAGAGACGUUAAAUGAAAAACAAAAUAAGAUGGACAAAAUAAUUAAAUUGAAUAGAACACAUUCUUUUUAUUAAAAAAAGGUUUAAAAUUAAGUUUAAAAAAGGAUGUGUGUUUCCUUCAAAGUCGAGACGAGUUACACGGGAAAACACUAAAACCAUUAUAAUCCUUUAGCAUUAGUGAUCAUAAAAUUCUUGGUAAAGAUUUCCAGUCCCUUAAAAGAAACAACUGAAAUCUCAUCUUCUCCCAUUUGCAAUUACUUUUAUUUAAUCCUAUUUUCUUAUACAUUAUAUACAUGUUAUGCAUAUGUAGGUUCUACUCAUAUACCGGUAAAGCAAAUCCCCUUCUGUUUCUCUAUUUGUAGUGGAUUAUUCUCAAUCCUAUCUUUUAAAGGGGUGCAUUUUCCUGACAUGUUACCAAUUCGAAGAAGAAACACAAAAUCACAUAUGAAGAAAUAAAUCACCUUUAUGUGGCUGGGGUAAAAAACAAAAUUAAAUUUAGUUUAUUAUUCAUAUUUACUAGAGGACAUAUUAAGCAUUAUAUCAGACAAAAAAUACAUCGUGUUCACUAUUUUCAGGUAUACAGCACCUGUAAAUCCCAUGUGUGUUUUCUAAUAGGAUUUGUUAGACUCUCUGUGAAAUGAAUAGUUUUUUUCCUUCUCUUAUCUUUCCAGUUUGUAUCUUAAUCAUAUAUAAUUGCUUUUAUUGUGGGAUGUUUUGAUUUUUCUUAUGGUAGGAUAGGACUCCUUUAAAAUAUAAUAAAGAUGUAAUAUAUAGCUUUUUCUACUUUUCUUCUCAAGUCUCCACUAAUAUAAAUUAAUGUUUUAAUACAGUAGGCUCUACUUCAAAUGUGUAAUACCUAAUCAUUCUCAGUAUUGUUUAGCAGCUGUUUAUCUUGUCCAAUGUUCUCUCUGGUUUACCCUUCUCUCCAUUGCAGCAGGGAUGUUUCUCGAUAUUGUAGAAUUCUCUUGAUAGCUCUUUACAUCUUCUAAGAGUAUUGAAUCUUUCUUUCAAUAGGAGAAUAUCGUAUGUCAUUCACAA